GGUUAAAUAGUACUUUCACUACUCCUUUAGGUUGGUUUUGCAUUUGACUGAAAGUGGGGUAUACUUUUACAUUUGACUUGAAUAUUUGGGUUGGUUUUAGCAAAUGUCCCGUAAAAAUACAGAAAUUUGGCGAUUUAUCCUUCUAAACUAAAAGGCCAUUAUUCACAUAUAACCCAUGAGCUAAGGUAUUGAUUAUUUAUCUUCACGCACAAGAUAAGCGGACAACUUUACGUUACCGAGAUAUCCACAAGAAACCCUAGAAAGUUCUCCCUAAUGUCUUCCAAAUCCAGAUCUUCAGCAGCCACGAGCCGCAAAGAUCUACCGCAUGAUAAAAAGAUGCCGGAGACAGAACCUAUGUCGAUAUCUUUCUCGUCACUUCCUGACGAUUUGCUCAUAAACUGCUUAGCCCGAGUCUCUAGACUGUACUAUCCAGCUCUCUCCUGUGUCUCCAAAAAUUUCCGAUCCAUCAUUGCCUCACCGGAGAUUUACCAAACCCGGGCGAGCCUAAACCGUACCGAGAAGUGUGUCUAUCUUUACCUAAGCUUCUGUCGUGAUCCUGAAACAUAUUGGUUCACUAUGAGACGUCGACCUAGUCGAAACAUAGCUAACGAGUCAAGUGGCUAUUAUAUGGAGAUGGCCCCAUCUCCAAAAUAUUUGCAUCCUGCGCAGUCUUCGACACUCGUAGCGGUUGGAUCUGAUGUCUACAAGAUAGGUGGCGGUGAUCAUUCCACAUGCAAACUCUCGAAGCGGAAGUGUUCUUAUAGUUUCUCUGUCCUUGAUUGUCGUACUCACAUGUGGCGCCAGGCUCCUAGCAUGUGGGUGGAGCGGGACUCAUCCUCCACAGCGACAUUUUUUGAUGGGAAGAUAUAUGUAGCCGGAGGUUGUGAUAAAAGGUACGUCGGUUACCCCGACCGGGUCGAAGCGUUUGAUUUAGAGAAACAAACUUGGGGCUUUGUGACUAACCCACGUGUUUUCGAUUGGUACCAUAAGUAUAAGGCAGCAAGAGAGUGUCACUGUGUGAUAGACGAUGUAUUGUUCUUUUGGGAAUCAGGAGCGUUCAAAUGGUAUGACUCUAAAACACGUCUAUGUAAGGAAGUGAGUGAUGUUAAAGGAUUGCCUGAUCUUCACGACCCUAAAUUCUGUAAAAUGGCAAUGGUAGAUCUUGGUGGAAAGAUGGGGCUUUUGUGGAAUACUAAGACCAGUCAGGAAUGUAAGAUCUGGUGUGCUGAGAUUACGUUUGAAAGGCGGCAUGGAGAUGAGAUGUGGGGGAAGGUUGAGUGGUUUGAUUAUGUGCUUAGUACGCACGAGUCUUGUUCCUCGUUCUAUGCUGUUUCUGCUUCUGUUUGAUGUAUUUUACUUUUCAUGAUAACAUGCUUGAACGAUUAUUUUUUUCUUGAAUUGAAUGUUAAAUUUAAUUCAAAAAGAAAAAACCUUGUUACAACUAUGUGUGUCCUUUCUUCUAAGGUUUCUAUACAAGUUUUAUAAAAUCAAUAAGAAAAUCAUGCUUCAGCUUAUCGACCUCCUCAUCUCUUCCCAUCCUUCUCAAACUCUACCUAGCUCUCACUCCUACUAGGCAGCCAGCUCUCACUCCUACUGGAUUUACCAGCACUCACUCCUACUGGAUUUCCAGCUCUCACUCCUACUGGUUCUUCCCAAACAAAUUUUUAGCCUUCAAAAGUUUAUCCCUUUCUCAAAACUGCAGCUCAAGUCCCCUUCACAUGAAGUAUUAUCUUGUUGAAAACCAAUAUUGUAACCCUCCUGCCAGCCUCUUAUCCCCCUUCUUUUGAAUGAUUGAGAAUUUAUUUCUCAUGGUCUUGUCGAUCAGCUUUGCAAUUAGAGCAUAUGGAGAAGCAGCCUCCCCGUGUCUUCUUCGGUUUCUCUCUCUCCAAAUGCUAUGAACUGCAGUCUGAAAUACAUAUCUGAUAGUAAAGAGGAGCAUUUUAUCUUGAUCUUCAUCGACAAUUAUCCUCCUAAUAUCAGACCAGCUCGAAGUAAACCGAUCCCUUAGCACACCUCUCGCUAGUUUCUCCCAUAUCUGCUUUGAGUAUGAGCACUCAAAAAAUAGGUGAUCAACUGUUUCCACCGGUACUUGGCAGAAGAUACAAGAAGUGUCAACACUUGCGGACCAUUGUGCCAUUCUACUUCCUGUUGACAGUCGGUCCCUCAAAGCGACCCAGACCACAAAAGAGUACUUCGGUGUUGCGUGUUUGAACCACACAGCUUUAUGCCAAUCAUAUCGUGGGGUACUUUCGUUUUGCUUUGAAUACUUGCUUUUUUUUUGUGUGUGUGGGUUCUCCUUUCUCUUUUUAUUAUGACUAUGAUGAAUGGUUGCUUUUUUUUUUAGCUCAAUGCAAUUGACAAUUUUUCACUUCUAUCUCACAUUAUAAAUCUGAUAUAUGCGGUGAGAAAGGCAAGAACUGAUGCUGUUGCUUUCAUUAUCUUUUUCAGUUUUGACUCUAAUAUUUUCUGGUUAUCAAGCCAUCAUAGAACCAGUCCAACAUUUCUCUUUUUCUUUUAUAUAUGUUUUUGGAGAAAAUCUACUGGAUUAAGAAAGUGCUAAGAACCUGUUAUGUCACUGAAUAAAACACGCUGAAUAGUUGAAUAAAUAGUCUUCUUUGCAUCUUUUACGAACUAGUAUCAUGAACUUCAAUAGAUGAGAGAAAAAAUUGGGAGUAAAACAAAAAUAAUGCAUGGGCUUCUAGUUCAUAAAAUAAAAAGCCCAUCGCUGAUAUUGACAUAAUAUAAACGUG
Brassica rapa (field mustard) is the source of this 2750-nucleotide messenger RNA. RefSeq names its product putative F-box/kelch-repeat protein At1g61540. Gene Ontology annotation, molecular function: protein binding. NCBI's taxonomy places the organism in Eukaryota, Viridiplantae, Streptophyta, Magnoliopsida, Brassicales, Brassicaceae. The record is from RefSeq and is a predicted model, not a curated record.